This is a messenger RNA of Drosophila persimilis, 691 nucleotides long. RefSeq lists its product as uncharacterized. Gene Ontology annotation, biological process: regulation of synaptic transmission, cholinergic; positive regulation of voltage-gated potassium channel activity; sleep. NCBI's taxonomy places the organism in Eukaryota, Metazoa, Arthropoda, Insecta, Diptera, Drosophilidae. Bases 29 to 508 code for a protein of 159 amino acids. The transcript is spliced from 3 exons. The record is from RefSeq and is a predicted model, not a curated record.
CUGUUAAACAUAUUAAAAAGAAGAAACAAUGCACGCAUACCCGACUCUCAUUGCACUGCUGCUAGUAGCAGUAUUGAUUCACGAAGGUGAUGCCAUUUGGUGCUACCGCUGCACCUCUGCCACGCCCGGCUGCGCCGAAAAGUUCAACUGGCGUGGAAUUGGCUUCCUUGGCGAGCAGUGCCCGGAGCCCAACGAUAUCUGCGUUAAAGUGACGGAACGCCGCGGCUCAAAGGAAACGAUAACACGUGACUGCCUAAGUGCCCUCAGCUUCCGAACAGACAUUCCCGCCGACAAAUACGAAGGCUGCCGUACAGCGGCAAAGGAUGUGCGAUUGGCCCACUACGUCAACCACACAAUCAAGGAGCAUGACGUCAAGCGGGACUACUUCCCAGAUACAACGUUCUGCUUCUGCUUCCUCGACCAUCGCUGCAACGGCGCCAGUGGUCUGCAGAAGUCCGCUGCCCUGGGCCUACUAGCCAUGGCCAUAACGCUACUGCUCGGCCGCUAGUGCCUCGACUGUGCUACGUAGUUGGUACCAAAGUGCCUUACUCCAAUCAACGAUAGUUCAAGUAGAGCUCGAAUCUCGUCUAGCCACAUUCCGUCCCCAUUUUUUGUACAACUUUUGUAUUACUCACAUUUUUGUGGUCUUGUGUUUACUCAACUAAUUAAAUACAUUUUACAAUAUUAUAAA